This is a messenger RNA of Penaeus indicus, 7962 nucleotides long. Its product is annotated as angiomotin-like protein 1. The record is from RefSeq and is a predicted model, not a curated record. Gene Ontology annotation, biological process: regulation of cell migration; actin cytoskeleton organization. NCBI's taxonomy places the organism in Eukaryota, Metazoa, Arthropoda, Malacostraca, Decapoda, Penaeidae. Gene Ontology annotation, cellular component: cytoplasmic vesicle; plasma membrane; bicellular tight junction. Bases 82 to 4377 code for a protein of 1431 amino acids. The transcript is spliced from 15 exons.
UCACGAAUUUCCUCCCAAGACACAAUAAGAUGUUUUUCUAAAAGGCAUCUCAGAGAGCCGUCCCUGUCAUGACCCUGAACCAUGAGCUCCCAGCAGCAACAGUCCACCAGUGCCAACACGCUCACCACAUCAGCCCACCGCAGCACCCUUGCACAGAUUCAGGGGACUACAUAUGGCCAGAGCUUCAGUGGUAGUGAGACUGAUGUGAGCACGUCGACGGAGAACCUGAGUCCUGAGGAGAGAUACGCCUUGGAGCACACGCAGCGACAGGAGCCUCAGGGCCAAGAGAAUGUUGGCAACACUGUCAACAGCAUGGCCAACUCACAGAUCUGCCGUGUGAAUACUCCGGUGACCAGUGUAACAACUGUAGCUCCUGCCACGAGAUCCAAUGAAUCUAAUGCAUCUAUUUGUAGUAGCACAAAUACAUUGAUCAUUCAUAACAAUGUGUCUGAUGAUCCAUGGCAACACAGGUGGUUGCCAGGUGGAUACUCCACUCCCAUGGCAGGAAGAAAGUCAGUACCCUCCAAUCUGCAUGACAAUCAAGAAGGGGCUGCCACUUACAACAGCCAAGUGCACAAACUGAAUAUGGAAUCUCUUAAUCUUAACUCAUCUCUACUUAACUCAUCUGUACUCAACUCAAGCCUCAUCUCCUCAUCCCUGUUGAAUUCCUCGGUGCUCGACUCGUCCGCACUCACACAGAAGACAGCUGUACCCUCUUACCUCAGUCAGAACAACAUCCUUGGCUCUUCCAAGCUGUCCCACACUGCUGCUACAGACCUGCCAGACAUCCCCUCCUCAUACCUGGAUCAGUCUGAGGUUCUGAAGCACCUCCUGGGUCGGGAGGGAAAGGGUGGCCACAGUGACCAGAGUGCUUCCAGCUCCAAUAGUGGUAUCAACCUCCUCACAGAGAAUGCAGGGCCAUUUGGGCGGGACCUCUCCCAGAUGCCCCUGCAAUACAACCCAGUGGAUGCCGGCCCCAACUACGAUGUGGUUAACCUACCACCUCCCCCAGCUUAUCCAAUCUGGCGGCUCCAGGAGUCGGAGAAGCAGGAGCAGCAGAUGGAAAUGGCCAAGCACGGCAUUGAAAAGUCCAACCUGUCAAAGUCACAGCCUGAUCUGACCAAGUUGGGCAAUGCCAAGGAAGCCACAAGUCCCAAGGAGUUGCUUAGUCAGAGGAUCGUAUCUGGGCAGACAGACCAUGCAGAUGGUCACCUACAGGAAAUGGCUGACAUUUUGGCUCAGGAGAAUAAAGCCCUAAAGAUGGAGAUUGAUAUGUACCACAGGAAGGUGGCCAAACUACAGAGGUUUGAAAUAGAAAUCAUCAAGGUACACGAGGCACACGAGGGGCUAGUGAAACUCUCCGAGCGGCGAGAACAGCUAGAGAGGCUUGCCCGGCAUAAAUUGCAGGCCGAGGUGAAGAGGCUGACCGAUCUGAAUGCCGACCUAAAGGACCAAGUAGAUGUACUUUCCACGCAAAUUGCCAACCGGGCCAUACCCACCGACAACACCGAUGCCCUGCGCAAAGAGCUCAAUAAGCGGGACGUGUUUAUCGCUCAGUUGGUUUCUCAAAACAAGGAGCUUAUAGCAGCUAAAGAAAGACAGGAAAUUGAACUAACAGCCCAAAGGCAGACUUUGAACGAACAGCGAACGCACAUUGACAUUCUAGACUCUGCUCUGACAAAUGCCCAAGCUAAUGUGGUGAAACUCGAAGAAGAGUUACGUAAGAAACAGAAUUUGGUGGAGCAGGCAGGACAGUUGAAACGCCUCUUAGUUUCCCUACAACUGGCAGCUGACCGAAGAGAGCAAUCAGAGAAGAACUUGCGCCAGAGAUUGGAGAAGGAGAUUGAACAACUGCGGCUCGGUGUGAGACAGGAGGAGCCGGCAAGCAAACUGAGCGAUCUUCGGCGAGAGCUGCGCGAGAAGGAGGAGAAGAUCAUGGUGCUGGAAGGAGAGGUGACCAAGUGGGAGCAGCGCUACCUCCAGGAGUCUGCCAUGAGACAGCUAGCUAUUGACGCGGUGUCUCUGCCCAAGGAUGCUAAGAUAGCAGCCCUGGAGAAGACAAGCCAGGAGAGUGAGCGGCGCAUCGCCCAGGCCAAGUCAGAGAAACUGCGGCACAUGGACGAGAUACACAACAUGAACAAGAAGCAGACGGAGUACGAAGCGAGGAACCGAGAGCUGGAGAGCCAUGUGGCUGAGAGAGACGCUAUGAUUCGUGUGCUACAGAAAAGGGCCGAGGAGAAGGAGGCCAUGUACCAGAAGGCACUCAUGCGGAAUUCUCUGGUGGCAGGGAAAGGCUUGGAAGGCAGAAGCAACAGCAACAACAACAGUGUGGUUCACAGUACCCAGGCUUCCACUGUGCAUUCUCACACAAGCAGUGGACUGGGAGGGGCAGCUGGGGGCUCUAGCACCCCUGGAACGCCAAGACGAGAUGAAGAGCUUGGCUGUGCCCCCCCUCCCAUCCCCCCCUUCCCUGCCCUGAGCCACCCUUCUGGCACGAGCGCCACGUCGAAGGCUAGUGUCCCCAACCCCUACUUGGAACUGGCGUCAACUUCCUUCCCUUCAACAUCCCUCAUUUCGACAUCGUCAGCCUCGUCCACUUCCUCCGUCUCGGCAGCGGCAGCAGUGCAGGAGAACCAAGCUGCUGGAGGGCGGGGCAGGCUUAGGGAACAAGUCGGUGACAGGUUGAGAGCAGACAGCUGUGGACGUGCCAGGCGGUCACCCGUGCCUGUGCGCGACCUGGAUUCCCACUCACGCAGCUCCGAUGACCUACUGGUUGACAACGAGGAUGCGAAGCAAGGGAAACUGCGUGUGGUGUGUUUUCCAGGAUUGGCUCAUCCUGGCGUUGCAGCUGGAGAAGGCCCGGUAUCCCAAUCACUACUGGAGUGUGUAGAUCCCGGCCCAGCCCUGGUCCCCCACACUCACCGUCCUGCCAGUGACAUGCCUCUCAUGGGGUUGGGCAUGGACUCCUCCUCUGUCAUGCGGCCAUGUAGUGACGUGCCUGUCCUUUCCUGUCCACCUUACGAUCCCUUGCCCUCAUAUCCAAUGGAAGGGGUAGGUAGCAUUCCUCUCCCACCCCCGCGUGACUUUUCCUCCAUGGUUCCUCAGCAGCCGCAGCAACAGGCACAACUUGGGCAGGAGUCCAACUUGCAGACAAUCCCAGUCUUACCAGCAGCUCAACCUCGUGGCGACCCCCCUCCAUACCAUGGUCGGCAUGAAGUUCUUAGCCAGCAGUUGCGGGGGCCUCAGAUGCAAUCUCCAGCUUUGGCACCAGAGCAAGGCACUGCAGCUGCCAUGCCUGGAAGUCCACCCAUGACUCCCAACAGGCGUAUAGGUCCCAACAUGUCUCCCAGCACACCAAACCUUGCCACUGAAAUGCCAGUGCCUCGUCCUGCCAUGUGUCGUAAUCCUCAUCACCCAACUGUUGCAUGCAGGAAGUGUAACAGUGUCCGCAGCAGCAAUAGACAGAAUGCUGCCAUCCUUGUCCGUCGAGCCAACUCAAGUGCUGGUCAAACCAACAGGAAUUCAGCCCCAUUGCCUGCAUGCCAGUCUGUUGUGGAUACAGAUGAUGCUCCAAGUAUAUUAGCACGCUUGCGACGUGAGUGGGAACUUGAGAACAAUCAGGCGAGUGGCAGUAGUUCACAAAUGCAGAAUUUAUCUCCCCAAGUGUCAGAACAGAGGCAGCCCUGCCAGACUGGUAAUUCUAUGGAGAAUGGUCCACAAAACCAGUCAGCUGCUCAAACAUCACAGGAGACCAAAGAAGCUAUAAAGAUCCAACAACAGCACCAAAAGCAACCAUCACCAUCAAAGAUACAGUCAGCACAAGAAUUUGGAGAUAACCCCCAAUGCAAAAAAGGUCCAGCUACAAAGAAUACAGCCAAGAAUUACCAGCAGCACAGCCAGCUCUCACCCCAUUCACACACAUCUAGAGAAAAGGCUUUUGAUCAGCAGCAGCAAGCAUAUGCUUCUGUGCAUAACACUAGACCUCCAGACCAACCACCUGUAUCAUUAUCAGCUGUAUCUGUGUCUUCAGUAAACAUACCUCAUUCUAGUCCUGUUCCUAAUCAAAUGCCAGCUAAACUUCAUUCUCCUGGUCCCACUACUUGUUCUCGAUCCCAGAAUGUGCCUGAAAAUACAACCUCAAACAAACCGGUUGUAUCUACUAAUAAUGUCACACUAUCUGAAAUUAAGAAUAGCAUCACUUAUUCUGUGAAUAAUAAGACAACAAAUCACAAUCAAAUUAAUAAGAAUAAUGAUAUUAAUAAUUCGAAUAAUAACCAAGAGGAAAAAAUUGAAUUGAUCAUCCUAGAAGAUACAGAUCACCUGAAAGUUCCAUCCAGUAAUGGAAACAUAACAGAAUCAAUACAGGAUAUCAUAUGAUAUUUAAAAAAGCAUAUUGAAUUAAAUACUAACUAGAUCAUCAUAAUGAUGAUUUGGUAACUUGCUGUGCCAAGACAAGCCUGGGUAUGCAGAACCCACCAACCUCUGGGUAUGCAGAGGUAAACUGGCCUCGCUUACUGGCCUCAGCUCCUGUGUCUGGGGUGAUCCUUGUGACACCAGUAAUGGGUCAGUGCCAAUCUAGGGAGAUUAGGCAAGCAGAGAGCCCACUCAGACUCUCUCUCUCUCUCUGUCUUCAGUGCCUUGUGGGCCUACUCACAAAGAAGGCUGAUGGUCCUGAAGCAUGUUUUAACAUGGCAUGGAACUGGGACACUAGUUUCCUCAAGUCUCAUGUUGAGGUGAUGUAUUUCACUAUGGCUUACAGGAAUUCUUCUCUAAAUUUAAUCCCCAUGUUUACACAUUUGAGGCUUGGAAUGAGAAGCCUCUCUUCCCUUUUUUUUCUGUCUCUCUCUCUCUCAUUUUCUGUGGUCAUCCUCUUAAUCUUCUCCUUUUCCUUGCAGUUCUUUCCAUAUUUUUUUCACCAUGGAGCCUUUCACAUCAGUAACUCCAUUUUACCACAAGAAAUCUCAUUUCUCAAGACAUUCAUUGGCUGUGUUGGGAGAGUCUUUAUGCUGGUUAUAGAUGAUAAAUAUAUGGUCAUUGUCACCAUUCUGUCCAGUGUAUAUAUAUCUAUAAAUAUAUAUGUAAAGGCUGUGAUGAGUACUGAAGCCAUUCACCAUCAGCAUUAUAUCUUUCUUAUCCAAUACUUAAAGAUCUGAGGAAGUAGACAGGAAGGUGUGUAUCAGAGGUGCCAUGACAAUGCGGUGAAGUUUAGGAGAUUUUGUGCCAUUGCCUUCCAUGUAAUGGUGUAUAUUUACUAAGGAAUAUUCUAACUUUGGUGCUAUUAAGUGUCACAUAAGUGUCCAUGUAAUGAUUAAGAGUAGGAUGUAUUUUUCUUCUAGUAUCUAUUUUUUCUGCAUGUAAUAUAACUUCAGUAUGUGCUCUCUCUACAAGUGUGUGUAUAUACAUUAUAUAUAGGUAUAUAUUUAUAUAUAUCUACUUAUUAGUCGUAUUUAAAAAGAUGAACAAAAUUGUUUUAUAGGGAAUACAGAUCUUGGACUAAUAAGAGGAAAAUUUAAGGUAAAAAAAAAUAUUGCCAUACACAAUAGUGCAUCCUAUAACCAAGACUGGAACUUGGUAUUAAUAUAAACAAACUAUUGAUUUAUUCUUUGGAUAUGAAGCAGCUCUUAGUUGUAUACAAUCAGAUAUUUUAGAUAGAUUGUAGGAUUUUCUAAAAACAAAUAGUCAAAAAAAUGAUUGCCUUGUGUAGGUAUCUGUGCAAAUAAUAAUUUUGUAUUUAUUAAUGUACAGGUGCUCCUGUAUUUUUUUAUUUACAGUUCAGGAGGUUCAUGCAACUACUUUUAUGCUCCAUAUUUAUGCACAUAUUGAGAUAGCAGUGGCAACUUUUUGUGCAUAUGGUUUCAUGUAGUUUGGUGCAGUUUGUAUGCAGUACCUGUGCAGCUCAUCUAAGAAUGUGAACUAAUUAGCAAAAGUAUAUAGACAUAGAAUAUUGAAAUCUGAAUUGUCCAUAUUGAGUGAUAAAGGGUUCCAGAGCUUAAGAAAUGUUAACAUUGCAGCUUUCUGCAGCUUUUGGUCACUUCUUGAAAGGAGUCUUGACAAGCAGCUGUGUGUGUAAGUCCUGGAGCAUAUACACUGACUAGUAUGUGCGACAUUGUAAACAAAAAUUUUGAGAUGUUUGCGGAGAGGAAAUUUUGAUGUAGGUAUGCAUGUCAGUUCAGUUAUUGUAUUUUUUAAAUCACAUUUGCAAGCUGUGCUAUGCAUUUGUGGUCAGCAAGUCCAUUGUAAUAGAUUUGUAUAACAUGGGAUAUUUUUUUCAUGUGAGAGUAGCCACUAGGUUCUCAGAAUAUGAGUGUAAUGGAGCAGAAGGUCACUGAUUGUACUUAAAAUUAGCUGCUGAAUAUCCUGAGAUAACAAAAAGUUAUUAUUAACAUUGGUUUUAUGUUCCUGCUUCAACCAAAGAAGUUGUCUGUUAGGAGGCCUUAAAAGUUGCCUGUUUGUAUUGUAGUAUAAUUCAGCGAUAUAGAAAUUCUUGCUUUUGUGAGUUUCUGUAGGAGUUACCAUUUAGAGAGAAAUGAGAAUCAGGUGAAAUUUGCAGCUAUUUCUUUCUAAGAGUGGAAAUGCUUAUUACUAUUAAUAUUAUUAUUAUUUAUGAUUAUUAUUGAUAUUAUUAUUAUAAUUAUUAUAAUUGUUAUUAUUAUUAUUAUUAUCAUUAUUAUUAUUAUUAUCAUCAUUAUUAUUAUUAUUAUUAUUGUUAUUGCUGUAAUUAUUAUUACUAUUAUUAUUAUUAUUAUUAUUAUUAUCAUCAUUAUUAUUGUUAUUGUUAUUAUUAUUAUCAUUAUCAUCAUCAUCAUCAUCAUAACCAUGAUCAUUAUUAUUUUUAUUUUUUAUUAACCAUUAAAAAUUAUUAUUAUUAUUAUUAUUAUUAUUAUUAUUAUUAUUAUUAUUAUUAUUAUUAUUAUUAUUAUUAUUAUCAUCACCACCAUCAUCAUCACUUAUGAUUAAUGAAUUAAGUAUUAUUUAAUUUAUUUAUGUUUAUUAUCAUUUUUCAUGGUGAGGCUUGCAUACAGAAUUGUAAGCUAAAUGUGACUUGACAAUCCUGAUGACGCAGUGCAUUUUUGCACAAGUUUAAGCUUAGGUUAUAAUGGUCUUUCUCUUACAUAUUUCAAGAUAAUGUUUGAUUUAUAGAGUAAAAGAUGUUAGGGUAAUACAUGCAGAAAAUAUCAUAGUUUUGAAUUAACCCAUAUAUUGAUACCUACAGUAUUCAUGUUGUAAGACACCCUGUGCUUGAUUUGAAGAAUCGGCCUUCAUUUUAUCGUUAUUUUUAUCUUUUCUUUUUUAAAGCUGCACACAGAUACUCUUAGCUUUGUCCAGGUUCAGAAUAUGGUUGUUCUUACAAUUAGUAUAAUUCAUGAACUUUUUUGUUUUUUUUUGUUUUGUUUGUAGCCCCAUGAACUAUUUUGACACUUGGUUUUGUUUUUUGAGUUCUUGAUUUUAGAGUAAUGUAAACAUAUUAGGAUUCAAAGUUUCUUACAGAGUUUUUAAGUUUCCGAGACUAAAAAAAGGCAAAACAAAAUAAAAUAGUUAAAGCAUAUUUAAAAGGAAAAGUUUGAUUUGCAUGUGUUUCCAAAGUUGAAGUAUCCAUAUGUUGAAGAAAUAUAUAUAUCAAGCCAUCAAUGUAAUAGAAUUGUUAGUUACUUUAUUGUGCUUUCAUUUUAGCUUCAGAUUCAGUUAGAUAUUGUUUUAUGUAUUUCCGUUUAUUAACUUAUUUUUUAUGAAUACACAAGAAAGGUGAAUAUAUGCAUACCAUGUAUAUAGACACUGAAGGUGACUAUAAAAUGUGAGAAGAAAUUUUUUUGCAUGUUAUCAAUUCUCAAGUAAAUGUACUUUUUUUCUAGAUAUGAAACUACAGUACUUUAUUUUGACUUUUUCAUCAGAAAGAUUUUUAUUUUUUUUAUUUGUAUUUGUGACAGCAUAGCAUGAAACAUUUUUUCUUUCUUUCUUCUUCUU